Messenger RNA from Fusarium mangiferae, 1002 nucleotides. RefSeq lists its product as uncharacterized. The record is from RefSeq and is a predicted model, not a curated record. The coding region runs from base 1 to 1002 and encodes 333 amino acids. Lineage: Eukaryota; Fungi; Ascomycota; Sordariomycetes; Hypocreales; Nectriaceae. The transcript has 3 exons.
AUGGUCCGCCUCGCCACUCUUUUCCUCUCUUUGGCUUGCUCUGCCUUGGCCUCUCCCUUUGUGAAGCCAUCCGAUUCAUCCAUAUCUGAUGUCAGUGACGUUGGGUAUGCCAUUCAUGAGAGGGCCAUCUCGAAGGUAAUCACGAAACCCACCAUUGUCUGUGACCUGACUUGCAAGGCCUGCUUAGCCAAACCUGCCCCAAAGAAAGGCAAGGACGCAGGCAAAGGCAAGACCACUGGUAAGGGCAGAGGUAAGGGCAAGGGCAAGUCUAUUCCUCGCUCUCUGGUACUUGGAGAGAGAUCUUUGGAUGACAUCGAGGACCUCUGGGGUACCGAUGCAACCGCGGCAAACGAAUAUGUCAUGGAGCAGAUUGACAGUGACACUGGAAGUGUCAACGAGUUGGACUGGAACCUAAUUCAGCAUGACGCUGUCUCAGGCCAAGGAUCUUGGGCUGAAAAGCCGUUGCGAAAGUAUAUCCGGGGUCUCAUGGGCUGCACUGGCAUCGUCAUCGUCUCUGACAAGGGUUACUGGUUCGCUCAUUUUAUGGAAACUGGUUUCCUCAAUCGCGGCGACAACUGGGAGAAAAAGAUCAUCAAGCCUCUCCAGCAGGGUACCAACAAGUUCACCACCCCGAGGUCUCUGGCCGGAUCUGGUGGCAUUCUGAAUAAGGCAAACAACGUCAAGAUCUACGUCUCAACCCCCCGCACCAAGACAUCCACCGAGCAAAACCCAGUCCUCUUGUACAAGGCCAAAGUCGAUGAGCUUCUGUCUCAUAUCACUGGACGAGGCGAGCCUUUGAACGGUGUUCAGGUCAUUACCCGUGGUUAUCUCAAGCCCCAGAGUGAGGCAGAGGUUGAGGCGUUCCAUAACAGAGCCAAUGGAAAGGUCCUUAUCGAGUACGACAACAACCAGCUGGAUGUCAACGGAAAACAGCCCAACCCUAGAGAGCGCAUGUACCGUAUCUGGCUUGAGCACAAGUACUACGAGCACAGGUUCCGCUAA